This is a messenger RNA of Closterium sp. Naga37s-1, 723 nucleotides long. The record is from the annotation of a GenBank genome assembly. NCBI's taxonomy places the organism in Eukaryota, Viridiplantae, Streptophyta, Zygnematophyceae, Desmidiales, Closteriaceae.
AUGGCAGCCGCUACAGCCGGUCCUUUUUCGGCUGCUGCUUGGGCCACCAUCGGGCCAAGCACAGUUGCGCUACAGCCGGCAGGAGCUUGCACUGCGGGAGAAAUGGCACCCGCUACAGCCGGUCCUUUUUCAGCUGCUGCUUGGGCUGGGCUUGACAGACAAGCAGCUGCGCUACAGCCAGCAGGAUCUGGUACAGGUGGAGAAGUGGCUGGCGUGGGAAUAGCAGCCGCUGCAACCUCGCCUUUUUCGGCUGCUGCUUGGGCUGGGCUUGAGAGACAAGCAGCUGCGCUACAGCCGGCUGGAGCUGGUACAGAGGGAGAAACGGCAGGCAGGGGAGCGGCAGCUGCUACAGCCACUCCUUUCCCUAGUGGGGCUGACACACCCACGCUACAAGGGAGGAGCAGUGAGGUCACAAAUUUUGGGCCAGGCGCGCUCACGCUACAAGGCAAUAGCAGCCAAGGCGUGGAGGCAGAGCGUGGCUCCGGGGCGUCGCUGGUUGCCACGACGUCUGAUACUGCCGCGAUUGAUGUGGUCACGGCCAAGCGCGCCGAGCGUUGCCUCCUCGGCAACACCACCCCAUGCACGCUGCGUGGGGUGGUGGCACGUCGCCAGAAAGAGCACGGUUUGUUCCUUAGCACAUCCAAAGUCACGUCUCUGGCAAUAGAUGCGCACUCACACGCCGCCAUGUUUCUCACCACCUACACGAUGAUCGCGGCUGCUUAA